This is a messenger RNA of Spirodela intermedia, 1199 nucleotides long. The record is from the annotation of a GenBank genome assembly. Lineage: Eukaryota; Viridiplantae; Streptophyta; Magnoliopsida; Alismatales; Araceae.
AUGGACCGGAUGGUGUUGUUUGUGGCGUUCCUGAUUCUGAUGGCGGCUUUCAGCGGCGGCGCCUGGGCUCAGACGCCCCCAACGGAAGCUCCCACGGGAGAUGACCCCUGCUUCACGGCUGUCUUGGACAACCUUUUACCCUGCGUGGACUUCCUGGAUCCCGACGGAAACCAGACGAAGCCCUCCAAGGAGUGCUGCAAAGGCCUCGAGGAUUUCUUGAAACGCAACCGCACAUGCAUCACCUUUCUCAUCAACGUCAAACCGGACGACUUCCCCGUCCCUGUCGACCAGAGGAAGGCCCUCAAUCUCCCCGGUGUCUGCAGUGCGAGUAUCCCUCAGCUUGACCAUUGUUUCCUUCAUUUCAUUUUUUCCUUCUACUCUCUUUCCCUGUGUUCUAGCGCAGUAUUAUUUGGUUUUCCAGGUUACAAUUCAGCCGCCCCCUCCCCCGCCUCUUCUCCCCCAAAGAAGGCCCCAUCUGCUCCCCCGCCCUCGCCUCAGACGCCCCCAACGGAGGCCCCCACGGGAGAUGACCCCUGCUUCACGGCUGUCUUGGACAACCUUUUACCCUGCUUGGCCUUCUUGGAUCCCGACGGGAACCAGACGAAGCCCUCCAAGGAGUGCUGCAAAGGCCUCGAGGAUUUCUUGGAACGCAACCGCACAUGCAUCACCUUUCUCAUCAACGUCAAACCGGACGACUUCCCCGUCCCUGUCGACCAGAGGAAGGCCCUCAAUCUCCCCGGUGUCUGCAGUGCGAGUAUCCCUAGCUUGACCAUUGUUUCCUUCAUUUCAUUUUUUCCUUCUACUCUCUUUCCCUGUGUUUUAGCGCAGUAUUAUUUGGUUUUCCAGGUUACAAUUUUACUAUCAAAAGUCGAAAUGGGCCGUCAGUUGAAAACGACAGUUGGGUUAAGAAGUGCAGUCGGAGAGGAGCUGCGAGCAGGGGCUCAGGCAGCUAAGACCAAUGGGGGCACGUGUGCGCCACUCCCCUUCUACAUCAUAGGUGGCUAGUUGACUGUGGGGCAAAGAGUGCUCGUACACGCGGAAGAAAUAGACUUACUUUCAAAUGUAAUAUUACUAUAUAUUUACCCAAAACUUCAACAUACAAGUAAUGUGGGAUUAAACUCGUGUCACACAUUCCUCAGAAAGCUUCGAUAAUUUUAAUACCUACAAUAUCUCUUAUUUAUAAUAGAGAUAUAUCAUGA